This is a messenger RNA of Dunckerocampus dactyliophorus (ringed pipefish), 2326 nucleotides long. RefSeq lists its product as uncharacterized. The transcript has 7 exons. The record is from RefSeq and is a predicted model, not a curated record. The coding region runs from base 1061 to 2173 and encodes 370 amino acids. NCBI's taxonomy places the organism in Eukaryota, Metazoa, Chordata, Actinopteri, Syngnathiformes, Syngnathidae.
ACGGGCAACGAACGGAUUCACGAAGGGGGUGUCGAGUGACCUAGGUACAACACCUCUUAAAAGGCCAACUUUAAUAAUCAAGGAACAAAGCACAGUCUAGCAUGCUCAAACACUCUGUCGCUUUUAGGAAUGUAACCAUAUAAUACACAAGUUAGUUGGUACCUCAUGUUAGUCUACAUGUGCAUUUACAGGGACAAACACACACACCAUUGCAAUACACGUCAAUAGGGAUACUUGCAUAACUAUCGCAAUGCUUAAAGCACUUAUGUUAUGAUGUUAUAAUCAGUAUUAUUCAGCAACAUGAUUUAAUAGAAGCAUAUAGUCCUAUGGCCUUGAGAAUGUCAAACAGAAACAACAGGUUGAUGUCUAAGGAUGUAUGAAAACAAGUGUUAAUGUUUUACAAGUUGAAUGUCAUGUUCCGAUGUUGGUGCUGAACUGAAUGUUAAAAUAACAUUGUGAUGUUAGAAUAACAUGUUUUGAUACUAAAAUGUUAAUGAUUAUAAGAUAACUGACGCCAAUGUGAGCUCCUCCAUAAUCAUUAAGCCACAAAGUAGAACAUUAAGUUUCGGUAGUCUGGUGAAAGGCCACUAGGGGUCAUAGUCAUUGCAGUACAAUGGCAAAGCCAGGCAACCCAUAUAAGGACAUCCUUAGGAGUUCAGCUGAGGACACCUAAGGAGUCAUCUGCGGUCAACCACUGAGUUCAUCUCAGGACAGGAUGAUGACCAAAUAUGGCAGUCCAGGACGGGUCAAACGAGGACACAAGUUCAACCAAGGGGAUGAGUCAUGCUGAAUCAGCGCGGUCGGGGAAAGUACAAGCUAUUCUGGGAAAGACACUCCUCUGGGAGGUCUCAGAAUGAGGUAAUGGACACUCCCAUGAGCAGGCGGAGACUGAAGACAGCAUAAAAAGAGGACGCGCUCUACAAUCGACGCUGGCUCCAGGCGAUCCUCUCAUGGAUCGCAUCUCCGAAGCUCCAAGGCUCGCAACACAGCUCUGGGACUGCUGAAGGAAGAUUGGACUCAACUCAUCUGCCCAGCAGAAGGAGAGGACUCCGUCUUUCAGAUGAACCUGAGACACCAACUAAAGAUUCUGUCUGCGGCGCUACCGAGAGAAGAGCUGAGCCUGAGUGAGCACGGAGCCAGUCACCGCAGCGGUCCCCAACUUUGCCUCUCUCGGGAGCAACCUAGAGCCGUCAGGACAACCAGGGAAGGUCGAAGGCCUGAUCACCCGACGCCCGACCCGCAUCAACUAGACUUAUCCCCAAGAAGCGAACUCAUCCUCACUGGACUUUUUGUCUACACUACCGGCUUCAUCAUUGGGGCUCAGCUAUCAACUGCUAUCAAUGUAACCUUGGAGUGUCCUACUUCACCAGCUGGGACUGGAGUACUAAAUGUACCCUCACCAAAUGUGGAAAAGGAGAUCAGUGCUUCAUCACCAAAGAUCAGAGUACAGGCACCUACCAGGUGGGCUGCAAGGCUGGUUGGAAAGAUAAUGCUAACACUAAGUGCUGUGACACUGAUGGAUGCAACAACUGGCUGGACGUGGCUGCUGAUGCACCAGCAUGGAAGAAGCUGGAGGCCAUCAAGGCAGCUUGCAGCAACAACAACGAUCUCAAAGCCUGCCUGGAAGCCAUCUCCUCCACCAAGACUAUCAACUGCUAUCAAUGUGACCUUGGAGCAGACUACUUCACCAACUGGGACUGGACUACUAAAUGUACCCUCACCCAAUGUCCAACAGGACAGCAGUGCUCCAUCACUAAAGUGUCACGUGAUGCAGUCUCCUAUAAGAUGGAAUGCAUGCCUGCUUGUAAAGAUGAUGCUAACACUAAGUGCUGUGACUCUAAUGGAUGCAACAACUGGCUGGGCAUGGCUGAUCCAACCCAACAGGCUGCUGUCAGGACAGAAUGCACCAACACCAGCAUUAAUCUCAAAGAGUGCCUGGAUGCCAUCAAGACCAAGACUCCCAGCUGCUAUUCAUGCUCUGGUCCCCUUGGAGCGAACUACUUCACCAGCUGGGACUGGAGUGCUCAAUGUACCCUCACCCAAUGUGCAGCAGGAGAUCAGUGCUCCAUCACCAAAGUGUCAGGCACCUACCAGGUGGGCUGCAAGGCUGCCUGUGACAGUGAUGAUGCUAACACUAAGUGCUGUGAUGCUGAUGGAUGCAACAACUGGCUGAACGUGGGCGAGGAUGCUGAUGCAUGGAAGAAGGUGGAGGCCAUCAAGGAAGCUUGCAGCCCCUCCAGCAACGACCCCAAAGACUGCCUGAAAGCCAUCGACCCAAACCUCAUCAGUGGUGGGGGGGGGGCUGGCUGGUGCUUUGGGCCUGCCU